Molecule: messenger RNA, 619 nt
Organism: Anopheles arabiensis
Lineage: Eukaryota; Metazoa; Arthropoda; Insecta; Diptera; Culicidae
Gene: l(2)37Cg
Product: probable DNA-directed RNA polymerases I and III subunit RPAC2
Exons: 3
Coding region: 113-430 (105 amino acids)
Biological process (GO): DNA-templated transcription
Cellular component (GO): RNA polymerase I complex; RNA polymerase III complex
Molecular function (GO): DNA-directed RNA polymerase activity; DNA binding; protein dimerization activity
Source: RefSeq, a predicted model, not a curated record
CAUCUGCAGCGGUAGACAGUUCCACAACAAACAACAAAACAGCGUGGUCCUACCAGAGCCGGCGUGAUUCGCCUUUUGAUUUGCCUUUCAUUUCCAACUGUUCUAACCUACCAUGCCGAAAUUAGCAGAACUCACCGGUGAUGAAAACUCCGGCGAAAGUUCGCGCACAUUCGUGUUCGAGGACGAGGGCCACACGCUGGGCAAUGUUCUGAAAAGCAUCAUCUGCAAGUACCCUGAUGUGAACUUUUGUGGCUACACCGUCCCGCAUCCGGCCGAGAACAAGAUGCACUUCCGGAUACAGGCCGCCAAAAGUGUUCGUGCAAUCGAUGUGCUGCGGCGUGGGCUGGAAGAUCUUGAGCGGGUAUGUGACCAUACGAUAGACACUUUCGAGGCGGCAGUGGCGAAGUAUCACGAAAAGGAGUCGAAAUAGUCUCUACUGGUUGGCUUUUUAGCGGGUAUCUUUAGCGGAGGAAGCGAAUUGAUGAUUACGCGAGCAAAGUGGAACAUUUAUAUCUGUUUAUUACAUAUUUUACAUUAAAAUAUAGCACCAGGGCAAUCUCCCCAGUUGCUUUGUUUCGGAUUUAAUAAAAACCAUGUAACAAAAAAAGAUUUAUUCAUA